This is a messenger RNA of Hypoxylon trugodes, 1264 nucleotides long. RefSeq names its product putative hyoscyamine 6-dioxygenase. The record is from RefSeq and is a predicted model, not a curated record. The transcript has 2 exons. NCBI's taxonomy places the organism in Eukaryota, Fungi, Ascomycota, Sordariomycetes, Xylariales, Hypoxylaceae. The coding region runs from base 160 to 1227 and encodes 355 amino acids.
CGUUGCGAUGGGUGGUUAGAAUGGCGUCAUCCGGGUCUAAACCGUUUUGGUAAACUGAGUACCUUUCAUCGGACUUAAUAUAUCAUACCAAGUCUCUUCACAGUUCACACUCAGACCAGUCUCCUGACUCGGCUAUCGCUCUAGCACGCAGAUCCGAAAAUGACGACUUCAUUCAGCGAAAUCCCAGUAAUAGACCUUUCACAAGCAGAUGACAAGGCAAAUAAGGCCAACUUACUGAAUAGCCUCCGUUAUGCUCUUACGGAAGUUGGUUUUCUAUAUGUGUCGAAUCACGGAGUCCCAACAACGACUGUCGAGAAGUUGGUAGCUGUGCUACCUACUCUUUUCGACUUAGAAGAUGAUGUCAAAAAAUCUGUUGCGUUGGAAAACUCGCUUCAUUUUCUCGGUUACAGCGGUGUUGGCAGUGAAAAUACGGGCGGGAAGGCAGACAGGAGGGAGCAGUUCGAAUUUGCUACUGAAUUAACGAAGACCUGGAAUCCCGGUCUUCCGCUCUACGAACGUCUACGGGGCCCCAAUCAGUGGCCAUCGGGAUCUCCGGAAAUAAGAUAUGCAGUAGAGAGCUAUAUAACAGAGCUCAGCAGGUUAGGCGAGCGAUUUUUAGAUCUCGUCGCACAGGCUUUGUCACUUUCGCCUGGAACAUUCCAACCCUUUUUAUCAGACCAACAUCGUUUGAAGUUGGUUCACUACCCCGCACUACCGGCUGAUGAUCCGACGAUUUCGCAGCAAGGCGUUGGCCCUCACAAGGACUCUUCGGGAUGGUGGACAUUUCUACUCCAGGCGUCACCUCCUGAGGUGAAAGGACUACAAGUCCUUAACAAAGUAGGGGAUUGGGUAAACGUGCCAGUAGUUCCCGGCACCUUCGUGGUCAACAUCGGUCAAGCUUUUGAAGUAGUAACUAACGGUGUAUGCAAAGCCACUACCCAUCGAGUCCUCUCGGGUCCGCACGAGCGAUACAGCGUCCCAUUCUUCCAAGGCGUUCGUCGGAAUCUCACUAAAACCGAAGCCGUCGAUACCUUAAAGGCGCAUUUCGGUUCCCUUAAUAUCGGCCAGGAAUCCGACGAAGGACAUGCGAUUGACUCGGCCUUCGUAAAGGGCAAAUACGAUACUUGGGGAGAGUCGCAGCUACGGACGAAGGUGCGUAGUCAUCGCGAAAACGGCAAGAAGUUUUACCCCGAGGUCUACGAUCAGUACAUCAACGACGACGCGUAAAGGUACUUCAUUUUAUUACAAACAAAAUACAAUUCAU